Molecule: messenger RNA, 1486 nt
Organism: Larimichthys crocea (large yellow croaker)
Lineage: Eukaryota; Metazoa; Chordata; Actinopteri; Sciaenidae
Gene: trmt5
Product: tRNA methyltransferase 5
Exons: 5
Coding region: 69-1481 (470 amino acids)
Biological process (GO): tRNA N1-guanine methylation; mitochondrial tRNA methylation
Cellular component (GO): cytoplasm; mitochondrial matrix
Molecular function (GO): tRNA (guanine(37)-N1)-methyltransferase activity
Source: RefSeq, a predicted model, not a curated record
ACCGCCCAAUCAGAAACCGACUCUGCUGCUGGUUCGUGACGACAUCAAAGCAUGCCGGACAGCGGAGGAUGUUGAGGAUCCUCUCCAGAGUCCUGGCUCCACUACGACCCCAGACAAACCUCAAAGCUCUGUCCUCUGCAGCCUCUCUGCCGCUCCCAGCUGCUCCUGGCUUUGCUGUGAAGCCCAUGAUGGAGCUCAAGCUGUACCGCCCCCCUCCAGAGGUGCGAGGGAUGACCUCUCUGGACAAAGAGGCCUUCACGCAGACCAUCACUGUGCCAGCUCUACGGGUGCCCACAGGGGUCUUGAACAAAGUGGUGAAGAGCCUGAGGAAGUCGGCCAUCCAGCGCCCAGGCGUGCCCAGAGUGGUACAAGACAAAGAUCAGAGCACUGACUUUCGUUUGGUCCUGUUGGACCCGCACAGAGUCACCUCAUCCGGCUCCUUCAGCGAAGCUGAAGCCGAGGCUCUGAAGUCUUUCGGCGUGUGUGAGGAGCUGCAGUACUACGAGCUGCGACUCACCUACCACAACCUGAAGAGCGAAGAAGUGCUGGAGGCGGUGCUCCCUCAGGGGCAGGAUGUGACCUCCGGGUUCAGCCGGGUGGGACACAUCGCACACAUGAACCUGAGAGACCACCAGCUCCCGUACAAGAACCUGAUCGGUGAAGUCAUCAUGGAUAAAAACCCCGGUGUUACCUGUGUGGUCAACAAGACGAACAUCAUCGACACCACUUACCGCAACUUCAAGAUGGAGGUGCUCGCCGGCGAGGAGAACAUGGUCGCCAAAGUGAAAGAAAACGGGGUGACGUAUGAGUUUGAUUUCUCUCGUGUAUACUGGAACCCUCGGCUGAGCACGGAGCACCAGCGUGUGGUCGACUUGGUCAAACGUGGGGACACUGUCUUCGAUGUGUUUGCUGGUGUCGGACCCUUCGCCAUCCCCGCUGCACGCUCAGGCGCCAACGUGUUGGCCAACGAUCUCAACCCUGAGUCCUACCGAUGGCUGCAGCACAACUGCAAACUCAACAAGGUGGAGAAGAGAGUCAGAAACUUUAACCUGGACGGCAGAGCGUUCAUCCAGGGACCCGUGAAGCAGGAGCUGCCCGCGCUGAUGAAGGGAAAAGCCGGCGUUCACGUGGUGAUGAACCUGCCGGCAUUGGCUCUGGAGUUCCUGGAUGCAUUCAGAGGCCUGCUGCUGCACGAGGAGCCUUCCUCUGAUGAAAACCUACCCACAGUGCAUUGCUACGGUUUCACUAAAGAUGACAACCCUGAUACGGACGUGGUGAAGAGGGCUUCCCAAAGCCUCGGCGUCCCUCUGGAGAACCGAUGUUCUGUGCAUUUUGUGCGUAAUGUAGCACCCAACAAAGAUAUGAUGUGUGUGAGCUUCACUGUCCCUAAAGAAGUCCUCUUCAGCAGCGAACAGACAGAGUCUUCAGCAGAACCAGCUGCAAAGAGACAGAAGUGUGAAGAAGCUUCAGAUUCAACAUAAUCAUC